Varanus komodoensis (Komodo dragon) is the source of this 3688-nucleotide messenger RNA. It is a transcript of the gene VSTM5, whose product is annotated as V-set and transmembrane domain containing 5. Bases 1804 to 2409 code for a protein of 201 amino acids. Lineage: Eukaryota; Metazoa; Chordata; Lepidosauria; Squamata; Varanidae. The transcript is spliced from 5 exons. Gene Ontology annotation, cellular component: dendrite; axon; plasma membrane. The record is from RefSeq and is a predicted model, not a curated record. Gene Ontology annotation, biological process: positive regulation of excitatory synapse assembly; filopodium assembly.
UUCUGGUAGUUUGCCUUCUGAGGAAUGGUUUUUUGUGACCACCCAUGCCCACUAUGGCAGCCAUUUUAUGAAUGAGCCAUUUUAUGAGAGCACCCACAACAUUCUUUCAGCAUUCCAAAUGUGCGCACCAAGCCAAACAGCUUAGGGACUCUUGCUCUAAGUCGACCCAGAAGUUGGGCAGUUCUGUAUAUACAGAUGGAUCUAACUUUUAUGAGUUUAUCUUAACUGGGUGUGAAACCUGGAAAGUCUACAAGAAAUGCAGAUUCUUCAACAAUCACAUGAAUGUGGAAAGGGGUUCCCUAAAGUCAGAAGGCUGAAGAACAGGUAACCUCUAUCAUACUAAAAUUGCCUGCAACCAAGAGACAACGUUUUUUUAAAGAAGAGGAGGUAAAAAAGGAAGGAAGAAAGUAAGAAAACAAGAAAGCAAGCUGCAAUCUUUGUGCAAAACUUUUGAAAGCCCUAAUGCACCAUAUGGCAGGAAAGGAGGCUUUUUCUGGCUCCUGCUAAAGCCAUUUUCCAUUUGUAAAUGCAUUUUUUGUUUCAUUAUUAAUGACUUCAGCUCCCUUUCUCAAAAGAAACUCAGAAAACCACAGUCCUGAUCACUCAAGGUGGAUCCCCCUACAAGGCAGAAACACAGAGUUGAAAUGUCUGGUUGUUGUACAGCAAAUCUUUAUUUAUAUUUUACAGAUGCCAGCAUAUUAGGUUGGUGACAUCAAGCUUUUUCUCUAUAGUCAUAUCAGGAACUGCAGCGCCCACCUGAACAUUUCCUUCACAUUCUGUUUAUGAACGCUGCUUCUUGAUUUGGCCCAUUAUGUAUUUCGUUACAGCAUUUCUGGGCCACUCCACAUCCAGACAGAUUCCAGAGUGGUGAACUCUAUGAGGUUAAAAUAAGCAAAAGAAUAAAAAUGCAUUAAAAACAUUGUUAAAAGAUGGUAUUAAGACCAAAGCUGCUCAGCACAAAAGGCUUCCCAGAAGAGGAAUGUCUAGCUGGCACUGAAGACAGCACGGAGUUGGUGUCUGUCUAUCUGCCUGAUAUGGGAGUUCCAUAGAAAUAUGGAAGUCAACAGACUGAAGACUUUCCCCCUGGUGGAAUCCAAUCAGGCCAGGGAUCUGUGAGGACUACCAGGAGAAUGAUGACCUCAACAAUUGGGCAGGGACUGUGCGGAGUUGCAAAGCGAUCCCUCCAGACCGGGUGAAUGAGCAUCAAAAUGGCGCAUGGCCAGUCUGUGUUGACAGUGCUGGGCGACACCGCACAAGGGCAGCUUCGUAUACUCUUACGUGCACAUGCCUGCUUGUUGCAAUCUCUGAGCCAUCAGGAACCAGAAACUGUGGCAGGAGAUCCACUUCAUUCAGAGAGCCACUGCCUGCACAUCUUGCUCUGCCUGGCGUAACAGACGGAACAGAAACGGUGUUACGACCAGCACGUCAUGCUGCAGGGCCGGCUGGGUGGCUUGUUUCCUGCCUGGAAUGAAUAUGACACUGUUCCCCCGCCCAGCAGGCUCUGCUUUUGUGGCUGCUGCCAGCCAGCCUGCCUGCCUUCCUCCAGCCAGCCAGUUUUAUCCUAAAUCAAUAUCAGAAGGUUCUGAGGGCGUGAGCUGAGGCAGCAGGCCAGCCUCUCCUUCACAUUAUCGUGGAUUCUCAGGGAAGGACGCCUAAUAUGUGUCCGGAAACCAGCUAACGCCAUCCUCUGGAGUCCAACUGAUUACGGCUGCAAGAUUCCUGCCCCUUCCAAGGUGGGCUCUGAUAUGUGGCCGCUCCAGGUGCUUCAUUAAAUGAGGGCCAGCAAGCGGUUCUUCCUUUCUGAUGAGGCCACUCCACUAUCUGCAGGGCUGCAGACGAGGUGUUCGGCUGGAGAUUGUCACCCUCUGCCUGGCUGCCGGGUGGGCUUUCCAAACCCAAGGAGGAGAAGCAUCUUUGCUAGUGUCACAACCCAACCUAAACACCACCGUGAAUAGAGACAUUUUGCUGUCGGUGGCCCAUACCGCCAGGAAUCCCCCGGUCAUCGAGUGGAAGCACACUUCGCCCAGGGGCACGACUAAAAUAGCCGAGUGGAAGCCGGGCAGUUACACCAACAUAUCCCUCAGUUAUGAGAACCGCGUCAACACUUACGAGAAUGGCUCUCUUCAGCUGCUGCAAGUGGAGAUGACAGAUUCCGGUUAUUACUUAGUCACGGUGAGGGACGAGUUCGGAAACACCAUCUAUGGCACCAUCCUAUUGAAUGUUUAUGAAAUUCUCUACGAAGACUUGCAUUUCGUUGCUGUCUUUUUCACCUUCCUCACAGCAGUGUCUGCCAUCCUGGUCUGCUUCAUGUGGUUGUGCAAUAAGUCCAUAUACUUGAUUCAGAAUGAGCAACGGCAGCUUAGAGAAAGCACCACAGAAGAGACAGAGCUGCAAAUGAUGGGAUGUUAGCCAAGAACUACUGUAAAAAAGGCAGCAGUUGAUUAUCUACCUCAAGAGGGAAUGAGAGUACAAGAGCGGAGCCGGAUCAUCAGGCACAUCAAAUAUUUUGCAAUUUCUUUGCCUGCACAAUGCCUUCUAUGUAGAAGAGAUAACAACACUCAAUUGAAAAGACAGCCAAGUAACAAAAGGCCAUGAGAAAUGCCAUCACUGCAGUAGCCCCAUUUAAAAUGGGCAUGUUCCAAGAGGACAGAAUGCUUCUGUUGUUUACUCUGUAUGUUCUUAAGAUACCUAACUUUGCACUGAUAAUGUCAAAGAUUGCAUGAUGGUAAAGGCACAAAGAUUUACCAUCUUAGACAGAAAAUGCUCUGCAACUCCCUACGCUCCCCAGCUAGAUUUUGACGCAUAUGGGUAGCAGAAGGAAUCACUGCACUGGAAAAAAGUGGGAACUUUCGACCUUUUUCAAAUACAUUAAACAGUUAAUGGGCAUCUGGCGACCGGUCAUGACCCUGCACCCUUCUCCAAACUGCUGGUUUGUUUGGAAUUGUUCCUAUUAGUUCAUGUGUGCUCAUUAGCCCCCUGACAUUGGUCAGUAACAAAAUGAACACUCUUUAUUUCCCGCAUUUGUAUUCCCCUUUUUCUACAGCAGUCAAGGCAACAGCUGUUGGGGCAAUCGCAUUUUAUUCUUGCGACAAUCUUGUGAGGGAGGGUCAGUCCGAGAGUGGCAUGUCACUUCAUGGCAGAGUUUCUAGCCUGGGAACUACAAUCCAGUAUUGUGGUCAUGGCUUGAAUCAACCUUUUACAUGCUAUCUCCUAAAUCUAUGUAACUUUGAAUUGUGGUAGCAUGAGGCAGCAGUCUAUGAAUUUGUAAAAUAUUCUGCACUAGUGGCAGUGAUGCUCAAACUGUCCUUAGGUGUGGGUGCUACUGAAUGCUGAAACUGGCAAAGGAACUUUUAAAGUCUUUUGAUAAUUAUUAAGAAAAUGUGGUGCUAGAACCAUUUGACAGCAUCAAUGCUCUCAUUUUAAAAUUAGGGUAUUUCAUGCUGCCCAAUUCCAUACAAGUUAUGGCACUUGUUCCUAAAUUCAGUGUCAACAGGCAUUUGGCUAUGAUCCAAGUGGUAUAUGUAUAAACACAGUGCAAAGCUAUUCAGUGACAUUUCAAUAAAACACCACCAUUGUGGCGUUGUGGGGAUCCCUAAGCACCCCAAAAUAAGCAUAGCCGUAGUGAAGAACUAUUUCAAGGCCAGAUACAUUCCUGUAGACUUCUGCAUACCCCUUAAUGUGAGCAUAC